AUGGCUUCCCAGCACAACAACUCCUUUGAACCCCAGUCACCAGAAAGUGGCCUUGUAUUAGACAACAGGAACUUCAUUCCAAGCCAGGACACUUCUCUACAGUGGGAAGAAGAUAUCUGUAACUCCUCAACUGCUCAGCUCAACUUUCCCACAAAUGACAAUGGUUCCCGGGCAAAGCAUGAGCUGCAAGCAAUCUUGAAGUCAUUUACCUCCUGGUUGAAGCCAGAAAAGCAUAGCAAAGAGGAGAUGAUUUCUCAGCUGGUCUUGGCUCAGUUUCUCAAAACUGGGCACUACAAGGACAAGUCUAUCUUGAAAGAGAAGUGGGACUCAAAUGGCAGAAACAUGGGGAGAUUCAUGGAGAGUCUGACUGAUGAGUGCUUGAAGCCUCCUGUCAUGGUUCACGUCUCCAUGCAGGGGCAGGAAGCCCUCUUUUCUAAGAAUAUGUCCUUAGAAGAAACCUUCAACCUUCUGAAAGGGCAGCAAUCAGCAAGAAGUUCAAUACAAGAGAGUGCAAGGACACCCUUGCCAAUCCCCCAAGACAUGUUAUUGACAACAGGACAUGAAGACUGGGAAGAUGGCCAAAACAAUGGCUGGAGCACUAGUGAUGUAAAUGAUGGGGAUAGUCGUCCUGGAAAUGAGAUGGACUCCCUUUCCCUUAUCCAACAAGUUCAGUUUAAUGAACCUAAAGACAGAAGAGUUUCUGAUGGAAAUCCUCUGGAUUUAAGCAGAACAAAUGUCCCUAUGGAGGUACAACCAGAGAUGAUCUCCAGUCCAGAGCAGACAGAAGCCUGCCAGAAUCAUGAUGCAAGCUCCACACGUGGGGGUCGCCAAAAGAGACCCCUCAGAGACCCAAAGACAUUCAAAUGUGAGCAAUGUCCCAGAACCUUUAAAUAUCCCAGUAGACUUGCCGCCCACCAGAGAAUACACAAGAAGCAAAAGUCAUUUGUCUGUAAAACAUGUCAUAAGGGCUUUUAUACUCGCUCAGACCUGAGAGUACAUAAGGUCAUACACCAGGAAAAUAAACCUUUCGAAUGUAGUACUUGUGGAAAGUCUUUCAGCAAUCAAACCAAUCUGAAAGCUCAUGAGAGGAUUCACACAGGAGAGAAGCCCUACACCUGCUCCUUGUGUAACCGUAGCUUCCGCCAGUCAUCCACAUACCACCGUCACCGGAGGAAUUGCCACAAAGCAGACUGA
Messenger RNA from Peromyscus eremicus (cactus mouse), 1194 nucleotides. Its product is annotated as zinc finger and SCAN domain-containing protein 4-like. NCBI's taxonomy places the organism in Eukaryota, Metazoa, Chordata, Mammalia, Rodentia, Cricetidae. The coding region runs from base 1 to 1194 and encodes 397 amino acids. The record is from RefSeq and is a predicted model, not a curated record. Gene Ontology annotation, biological process: regulation of transcription by RNA polymerase II. Gene Ontology annotation, molecular function: RNA polymerase II cis-regulatory region sequence-specific DNA binding; DNA-binding transcription factor activity, RNA polymerase II-specific. The transcript has 4 exons.